CAGCCAGGCCAGGCAAGAGCCCCAGCCCAACAGCCCCUUCUCAGAGGCAGACUUCUUUUGCUUCUAGGAAAUAUUUUUCUUCGCCUUAUUUUUUGACCCAAAUCUCACCACUCCCAGAACCCCACCUGCUCUACGAGGCAGGUGUGAAAUGGCCUCAAAAGCCUACAGAGAAAUCCUGCCUCUACCAUUUAACAGCUGGGUGACCUGGGGCAGGCUGUGUUACCUCUCUGAACCCUUACGUCCUCCUCGGCAAGCAACUUGGGAUGACAGUCGAGACAGCUGAAAUGAGUGGUAACAGUUUCUGCCAUGCCUGGCCUGCGACAGGAGUUAAGAGAAUGAAAGGCAAUCCGCUAGAACUCACAACUCAUGAGAAAGGCCUGGGCAGCGGGGUGGGGAGGGGACCAAGGUCCUGAGAACUGACAAGGGCCAAGAGCAGGCCGCCAGAUUCAGAGGCCGAACCCGCGGUCCCUGCCCUAACUCAGCGUUCUGACUGUCCCAGAUGAGGUGCUGUCUACCCAGCAACCCCCCAGGAGGCUACCUCAAGACCAGGGGCCCAGGAAGAAGGGCCCCCAGCCACAGCAGUUGCCACCCACGGACCUGAAGUCUCUGAAGCAGAUCCGGAAGGCAGAGAAAGCUGAGCGGGAGUUCCGGAAGAAGUUCAAGUUUGAGGGGGAGAUUGUGAUUCAGACAAGGAUGAUGAUCGACCCCAACGCCAAGACCCGUCGCGGGGGUGGCAAGCACCUGGCAAUUCGGCGUGGGGAGAUCCUGGAGGUGAUCGAGUUCACCAGCAAGGAGGAAAUGCUGUGCCGGGACACCAAGGGCAAGUAUGGCUACGUGCCCAGAACAGCUCUACUGCCCCUGGAAACAGAGGUGUAUGAUGACGUCGGUUCCUGGGAUCCUGUGGAUAACCAACCAUUCCCCGGGGGACGAUAAGGCCUACAGGGGUGGAGACCCAGGACAACCCACCAAUCCAGCCACCUCUUAACCGACGGAGCCCUGGAUCCGUUUGGCCAUCACAGAACUGCCUAGGCUCCUGUCUGACCACCUACACAGACCACAUAAA
Balaenoptera musculus (blue whale) is the source of this 1063-nucleotide messenger RNA. RefSeq names its product PML-RARA-regulated adapter molecule 1-like. Gene Ontology annotation, biological process: integrin-mediated signaling pathway; protein localization to plasma membrane; T cell receptor signaling pathway. Gene Ontology annotation, molecular function: protein binding. NCBI's taxonomy places the organism in Eukaryota, Metazoa, Chordata, Mammalia, Artiodactyla, Balaenopteridae. Gene Ontology annotation, cellular component: plasma membrane. The transcript has 6 exons. The coding region runs from base 694 to 933 and encodes 79 amino acids. The record is from RefSeq and is a predicted model, not a curated record.